CACGGGCGUCCGUCCCCGUCCACGUGGCGCUUGUCCGUCGUCCUCCCCUCCCUUUACCCCCUCCGCCCUCUCUCUCUCUCUCUCUCUCUUCUAAGCAACCUACAGAUCAACGCUUGCAAGAGUGCAGCAGAGUGAUCAAAGGAGGCAACUUUCCUUUUUAUCUUCUUACGGCUUCCAAAGAGAAGAGGAAGGGGGGGAUAGAGAGGAGGAGGAGGAUGAGGAAAAGAGAAGAAGAAUAAGAAGAAGAAGAAGAAGAGGAGGUUUAGGAUUUGGGGUUUUAGAGGAGGAACUUUUAGGGUUUCGAUUCCUUUGGAUGAUUGGAAGGAGGAGAUGUUGUCCGGUGGUUCCAUGCGGAAAUCAUUCAAGGACUCACUGAAGGUUCUUGAAGCUGACAUACAGCACGCAAACACUUUACUAUUGGAUUUUAGAUUAAUCUGUGGGAUUGCGAUGUUCCUGAUGAUGGUCUGAGAAUCAGAAAAAGGAUAAUUUUUCUAUUAGGGCUUCGGAUUUCCCUACAGACUAUGAUGGUGCAUGCCUUCAAAUGCGAAUGUCAUACAGUUCAGCUGCCCAUUUGUUUCUUUUUCUUGUGCAGUGGACAGAUUGUAGCCUUGCUGGGGCACUUGGGCUCCUCAGAAUUAUGAUAUAUAAGGUUCACAUUGAUGGAUCAACGACUAUGUCAACUCAUGAAAGAAAAGCUAGCAUUAAAGAGUUCUAUGCUGUAAUUUUCCCCUCCUUGCUUCAACUACAAAAAGGUAUAUCUGAUAUGGAAGACAAAAAACAAAAGGCAGUAUGCUUGGAGAGAUACAGACGAAGAGAUGACAAUGAACGGAAGCAGUUCUCUGAAAUAGAUGCUGAAAGAGAAGAGGAAUGUGGGAUUUGCAUGGAGAUGAACAGCAAAAUUGUAUUGCCCAAUUGCAGCCACGUGAUGUGUAUGAAAUGCUACAGAGAAUGGAACUCAAGAUCACAGUCGUGUCCCUUCUGUCGUGAUAGCCUCAAGAGAGUAGACUCUGGCGAUUUAUGGGUAUACGUGGAUCACAGAGAUGUAGUUGACAUGGCAAUGCUGAUGCGCGACAGCAUCAGACGCCUAAUCAUGUACAUAAAAAAGUUGCCAGUGGUCGUUCCAGAGUCCGUCAUCGAUGCUUAUGAUUCUCAUGUUAGGUGACGUUGAAAAGCAUCUGGUCAACUUCCACGGAUUCCUUAACGCUGCCAGCGGUUUGCUCAAUUAGCUUAAUUAAUUUGUGCUUUGGAUAUCAUUCUGAUUCAUGUUUGGAAGCUGCUGCUAAUUUUUAAGCGGCCUAUGGACUUCAGAAGCUAUGUUGGGAGACAUCCAUCGAGCAACUUCAGCACUAUGUAAAUGUCUGUACAGUUAGUCAACUUGAAAGUUAUGAACCAUUUCAGUGUCAGCAUAGUAAGCACUAACUGGUGCCAAUGCCAGUGCUUAAGCUAUUUCUAGCUAUUGUUGUUUGUGGGUGCAACGCAUUGUGGAUGGUAACUCUUCUCGGUUAAAAGAGAACGUUCCAGUCUGGGAUAAAUGGUCAUCUGUAAUGCUGUUGUCCCUCAUUUGCUGUGACAGUAAACCAUGGACAUCAUCCUCUGAGCUACAUAUUGAAGUGGUAUGUUGCAGCUUUUGAAGUGAGUUCUGCGAUGUUAUUUUUCCUGUCUUCAUUGUGGCUUGCAGUAUUUGCUCCUGAAUGGAUCGUUAAUACCAUGGUAAAUUGGUGGUGAGGAAGAUGAAGACGCAGCUGGAAAUUGAAAGCUGCAUGUUUAAGCUCAGCAUUCAAGCAACUCUCAUGUCAAGGUGGUGGUCAUUGUGGAUCUGUGGCAGUGCUGAGACAUGAGAAGCUGGGUGUGGUGGAGGUGCCGGUCAGGUGUUCGACGCAUUGUUGAAGUGGGCAUCGUCGAUAUCUGUUCUUUCAACCAGCAGCUAUAUCUGAAGGCAAGAAGCCACUUGGACGAUGCGUAGAACACCAGUUUGUCUUCUUGGAACUCUGUCUUCAGGAUAAAGUAUAACGAUUCUGAUAAUAGUAAUAAGAGUUAUAAUGACGUUAAUAAUUACAACAACAUUGAUAUUAAAAUAGGAGCUUUAUGGCAACCCACAACUACGUUUCGGCUGCCCUUUUCUUGUAGUGUCCGCCUCUUUUCUCUGACUCUGAGGCUUUCUUUUUGGCUUCUCUUCCGAUUGCUCCUUACACGUCACGAACCGAAGCAGGAGACGAAACCCGGCGUCGUGAGAUCCGGGAGCGGGCGGCUCAGAUGGCGACGGAGGAUGACUCCCAGAGCAUGGUGUCGACCUACGGGAAGCUGGAAGGGGUGGCGAUGUGGGUAGGAGCGAGCGUGGUGUCCGCCUUCUUCGCCUCGCUUGAGCGCUGCUCCUGCAUCAACCUCAGCACCACCGAGGACGACGGCGACGACCUCGAGGAGGCCAACGACCGCCCGCUCAUGCUCACAAAGCCCGUCCUCCACGACGAGGAGAAUCCCAAACCUUCCUCCCUCUGAUCCAGUCGACUCCCUCGUCAUCACCGUGGAACCCUAAAUCCUUGAAAUCGUUCGGUUCGUGGCAUCGUCGAUCUCGAUAUGUUUCUUGUUUCUCUCUCGUGUCGUGGUAUUUCCUCUUUUUAACUCUUCAUGUGUUGAUCCAUGCGUUUCUUUCCUACCUGUGUAGAUCUGAGUUUGCCUUAGAAACCUGAUCUUUGGAAGUGACAAUCGUGAAAAUAUUGUGUUUCCUUGUCGUGA
This is a messenger RNA of Musa acuminata AAA Group (dessert banana), 2733 nucleotides long. Its product is annotated as E3 ubiquitin-protein ligase AIRP2-like. Gene Ontology annotation, biological process: protein ubiquitination. Bases 542 to 1162 code for a protein of 206 amino acids. Gene Ontology annotation, molecular function: ubiquitin protein ligase activity. The transcript has 6 exons. NCBI's taxonomy places the organism in Eukaryota, Viridiplantae, Streptophyta, Magnoliopsida, Zingiberales, Musaceae. The record is from RefSeq and is a predicted model, not a curated record.